GAGUUACUCCACUGGUAGAGGGCUUAGAGCAGGGCGGCGGAUUCCGGCCCCGUACACAGAUUCCACGUUCGGCGUGCCUUACUUACUCAGCACCCAGUCCUCCCGACACUCGCGCCGGCCUGGGGACUGGGGCUGUGACGCGCCUCCCAUUCUCCAGCUCCACAGCCCUCCACGCCCUUGAACUUUGCGCUGUGUGAAGGUGCGGGCUUACGGGGCAGUGGAUUCCCCACCCUCCCACCCCCAGUCGGCUAGGGAAAACCCCUGCCGAAUGGGGAAGAAAGGGGACGAGUGGGGAGAGCCCGGGCCCUGCUGGGGAGAGCCCGGCCGGCCGGGGCCCGGGAUGGUCGGUUAAAAGCCGAGUCGAGCCGAACCGAGCUGGGCCGGCCCGGCCCGGCCCGGCUCAGGGGACCCGGAUCAUGACCACGGGCAACUUUUGGGCCCCGCUACUCUUCUGCCUCCUGCAGAUGGCACCAGGGAACCCAAAGUUGGCCCGUCCACAAAAUGUGACUCUCCUUUUCCGCAACUUCAGUGUAUACCUGACAUGGAGCCCAGGACCCAACUAUCCUCCCAAUGUGACUUAUGAAGUGAGGUAUCAGAGCUUUGAAAAUGUGGAACGUUGGAAAAAGGUCAAACACUGUAUGGGGAUUACCACGGAGGAAUGUGACCUUACCUGCCUGAAGCAUCAGAGUCUACACAUCAAAUAUAAGGGCCGAGUCAGAGCAAUGGCUUCUGGGACUUUCUCCCUGUGGGCAGAAUCUCCCAAGUAUUUGGAUUAUUUAUUUGAUGUGGAACCAGCCCCACCCACACUGACCUGGAUGCGGAACAAGGAGACCUUAAGCAUCAAUGCUACCUAUGAGUUGCCCCCUUGUGUAGGCCCCAUGAACCUGAAAUACGAGGUGGAAUUCUGGAAGGAGGGGAGCCUAAACAAGACAAGGCCCCAGGCCAUGCUCCAUGGGACGAAGGUGAAGAUCAGGCUUCCCUCAGAUUCCACUGGGCGCUACUGUCUGAGUGCACGGACACUCUAUUUAUUAAUCACCCCCAAGUACAGCAACUUCUCCCAACCAAGCUGUUUCCUGCUGGACACCCCAGAAACCCAACUGAGGAUACAGGUGUUGUUGCUGCUAUUUUUCCUGGCUGUUAUUAUCCUUCUGGCCUGGAUGUGCCUCCUGAAGAACAUCUGUUUCCAGCAGGCAAAGAUGCCUCUAAACCUGGACUUUUCUGGGUACACAUGCCCUGUGAAAACCUUGAACCUGGACAGACAAGAGCCCAGCAUCUUGUCCAUCUGCCCUAAGAAUAAUUUAAAGCAGGGAAGAAGACCAUACGCAGGAUCUAGGAGUCCAGGCGUCCCACAGCCAUCAGAAGUGGAGGGCCAUGAGCCUGAGGAUGAGAGUGAAGAGGAAGAAUUUGAGGAUGACAGUGGAACCUUUGAACCUUACCUUGGAGUUGCUCCCCUAAAGGACUUGCUGACUGGAAUGAAGGAAGCAGAGAGAUACACGCACAGUUUACAAUCUGCAGGGUCCCUGACCCAUCCUCCGGGGAGUGAUUUCUCUCCAGUUAUGGACACUUCAGACAGUGGAAAUGUGUCUGACUCUUUCUGGGGAGAAUCAGGAAGCAUGAGCUGUUUGAUGGAGGCUGACCUUGGUGGGGCUGACCUAUCUCUGCCUUCUCCCACAUCCCUGGAGGAAUCAAAGGUUGUCGAAGACCCUUCAGGGGAUAGUUUGUAUUCCAGGGACUCUUUGGAGCCCUCCUCACCUGGGCUGAUACUCCCUGAAGUGCCUCUGGUUUCUCUGAAUUCCUUGAUAAUUACCAUGGACCGAGGAGCCCAGGAUGGGUCUAAGGAAGAGAGGGAUUGUUUUAUGGAGGAGGAAGAGGAGGAGGAGGAGGAGGAAGAGGAAGAGGAAAUGGUUGAUGGCAAUGAGGUGGAGGGCCUCUGGAGUGAGUAUCCCAAGAGAUCUAAGGUCACAGAUUACCAACGUAUACCCUAUAGGCUUCGUUGAGUCAAUCACCACUCUCUCUAGUUGCCAAAAAACCUCUCUCAGUCUUAACCUCCUUCAGAAUUUUUCCUCAGUUUCUCCCAGAUCCCGAGGGACCACUGGAUACUUCAAAAUACUCCCAAGAUUAACUCUUCAGUAUUUGUGGGAUAACCAGACUGCUUCUGAAACCCAUCCUGGAAAAUGAUUUUUCAGUUGUGUUAAAUGGGAAGGAAAAUCCCACCAACGUCACCAUCUGUGUGCUCUUGGCAAAGCCUCUGUGGGCCCAGUUUCCUCAUCUGUAAAAUAAGUAGGAAUGUGCUUGGACUAGAUGACUUAUAGGGUCCCUACCUGCUUUCAAACUAAGAUCUAUGAUCUGGUGCUCAAGAUUUAAAGGUAACUGUGACCAUUUAGUUUAGUUUUUUCAUUUGACAGAGAAGGAAACUGAGGCUCACAGAUACCUCAUGCUACAGAGAAAAGACAUCUGGACCUGGAGUAAGAACAUCAAAGUUCUGGUCACUGGGAGUCUCUGAGGUCCUAGGCAAAUCACCCUUGGGGUCUCGGUUUCUUGAUCAGCAGAAUUCAAUUUAAUUCAACAAUUAUUCAAGGAUUUGCUUUUUUGCAAAGUGCCAUACCAAGUAUCAGAAAUACAAAAACAAAAAUGGAAGUCUCAGACCUCAAAGAGUUUCCAUUUUGAUGGGGGAUACAUAGAACACGUAUGGCAAGCAUGUUCACGCUUAUGGUGGAUGGAGCCUGAGCUGGGCUUUAGUGGAAUCUCAGAAUUCCAAGAGGCAGAGCAAGGAGCAUGGGGGCAGCCUGUGCAAGGACCGUUCACCACAGGCUACUGAGGCACAGGCCAUGCCAGAGUGACUAUGAACAUAGUGAAGAGAGUGCUUUGUAAACCUUACGUGCCCUAUGGAAAUGUGAGGAGGUCUUUGUGUUGUUGGGAGGGUUUUGUUUUAUUUGUGUAUAUAUGUGUGUGUGUGUGUGUGUGUGUGUGUGUGUAUACAUAUAUGUAUAUAUAUUUAUUAUUUAUUUUUAAAAAAUCCUUUUCUUCUUAAAGUUUGAGUUUCAGAUUCUUUACCUUCCUCCCUCCUACUUCUUCCCCAUCUACUGAGAAGCAAAUACUAUAUCAAUUAUAUUUGUAACAUCAUGCAAAAUACAUUUGUAUAGUAACCAUAAGGCAAAAAAAGAGAAAGAAAGAAAGAAAGAAAGAAAGGGAAGAAGGAAGGAAGGGAGGAAAGAAGGAAGGGAGAGGGGGAUAGAAGGAGGAAGAAAGAAAGAAAAUGAAGGGAAUGAGGAAGGAAAGGAGGAGUAGAGGGAAGAAGAAAAAGAGAGAGAAUAUGAAAUUCAAUUUAUACUCAGAAUUCUUCAGUUCUUUCUUUGAAGGUAGCAUUUUAAAUUUAUUUUUUAUUUUUUUGCUGAGGCAAUUGGGAUUAAGUGACUUGCCCAGGGUGUGUAAUACAGAUAGGAAGCAUUAUGUGUCUGAGAUCAUAUUUGAACUCAGGUCCUCUUGACUUUGGUGCUGGUGCUCUAUCCAUUGCACCACUUAGCUGCCCCAUAGCAUUCUUUUUUCAUCAAAAGUCCUUUGGAUUUGUCUUGCACAAAUGUCAAUGACUAUAGUAAUCUGGUGUUUGAUAAAUCCAAAGAUUCAAGUUUUGGGAA
Messenger RNA from Sarcophilus harrisii (Tasmanian devil), 3635 nucleotides. RefSeq names its product interferon lambda receptor 1 (gene IFNLR1). The record is from RefSeq and is a predicted model, not a curated record. The transcript has 7 exons. Bases 417 to 1997 code for a protein of 526 amino acids. Gene Ontology annotation, molecular function: protein binding. NCBI's taxonomy places the organism in Eukaryota, Metazoa, Chordata, Mammalia, Dasyuromorphia, Dasyuridae.